Molecule: messenger RNA, 1537 nt
Organism: Eptesicus fuscus (big brown bat)
Lineage: Eukaryota; Metazoa; Chordata; Mammalia; Chiroptera; Vespertilionidae
Gene: GJB1
Product: gap junction protein beta 1
Exons: 2
Coding region: 69-920 (283 amino acids)
Biological process (GO): cell communication
Cellular component (GO): connexin complex
Source: RefSeq, a predicted model, not a curated record
UGAGACCAUAGGGGACCUGUCUGGGUGGCCUCAGGGAUAGGCGCUCCCCAAGGUGUGAAUGAGGCAGGAUGAACUGGACAGGCUUGUACACCGUGCUCAGUGGCGUGAACCGGCAUUCUACUGCCAUUGGCCGAGUAUGGCUCUCAGUCAUCUUCAUCUUCAGAAUCAUGGUGCUGGUGGUGGCUGCAGAGAGUGUGUGGGGUGACGAGAAGUCUUCCUUCAUCUGCAACACCCUCCAGCCUGGCUGCAACAGUGUCUGCUAUGACCAUUUUUUCCCCAUUUCCCAUGUGCGUCUGUGGUCUCUGCAACUCAUCUUGGUUUCCACCCCAGCUCUCCUCGUGGCCAUGCAUGUGGCUCAUCAGCAGCACAUAGAAAAGAAAAUGCUGCGACUUGAAGGCCAUGGGGACCCCUUACAUCUGGAGGAGGUGAAGAGGCACAAGGUCCACAUCUCAGGGACAUUGUGGUGGACCUAUGUCAUCAGCGUGGUCUUCCGGCUGCUGUUUGAGGCUGCCUUCAUGUACGUCUUUUAUUUGCUCUACCCUGGCUACGCCAUGGUGCGGCUUGUCAAGUGUGAGGCCUACCCCUGCCCCAACACAGUGGACUGCUUUGUGUCCCGCCCCACGGAGAAAACAGUCUUCACGGUCUUCAUGCUGGUCGCCUCCGGCAUCUGCAUCAUCCUCAAUGUGGCCGAAGUGGUGUACCUCAUCAUCCGGGCCUGUGCCCGCAGGGCCCAACGCCACUCCAAUCCGCCCUCCCGCAAGGGCUCAGGCUUUGGCCACCGCCUCUCACCUGAAUACAAACAGAAUGAGAUCAACAAGCUGCUGAGCGAGCAGGAUGGCUCCCUGAAAGACAUACUGCGACGCAGCCCCGGCACUGGGGCCGGGCUGGCUGAGAAGAGUGACCGCUGCUCCGCCUGCUGAUGCCACAUACCAGGCAACCUCCCAUCCCGCCCCCUCCCUGCCCAGGCCUGAGCCUCCUUCUCCCAUGCCGGUGCACAGCCCUCUACCUGCCAGGGAGAGAGAGCUCCAUCAAAACUUUCCUUCCCCCUGCCCCUACUCCCUUUCCUCCCCCGGCCUGCUGCCUGAGAGGCUGCAGAGGUGGGGAGCCUGAGUGCUCAAAGUUAUUGAGGGUGUGGGGCAGCUCUUGUUGCCUGUACCCCUUCUUCUUCCCUCUCCUUCCCCGGGGCCACUGGGGAAAAGAGAUAGGAUGCUCUGACAUCUCCAAUUAUGAAACUAAUCUUAACCCUGUGCUGUCAGAUACCCUAUUUCUGGAGUCACAUCAGUAGGGAGGAAAGUGAGCAAGGGAGGGUGCUGUGGACCUGUGGGUGGAGAAGGGAGGGUAGCAAGAAAAGGAGGAGCAGCACUUGUGUCCUCAAGGAAAAAGAGGACAUAUCUGGGGUGGAGGAGUUAGGGAGGGAGAAAGAAGCAGGCAAAUAAAUUGGAAUAGGGGUUGGUCAGGGCUGCCUUUGCCUCUAGUCCCCAAGGCCUCUCUCUGCCUGAAAUGUUACACAUUAAACAGGAUUUUACAGUAAAUGAAG